GGCUUUGUACCUAGGACUCUACUAUCACCCGACCAUGUCCAAAUGUUAAAAAAGGCGAUUCUUAGAGUCCUAGUUACUCGGACUAUACAUGUAUGUAGAAAUUGUAGAUGUAGAACCGAGCAUUUAUGUAUAGUAUUUUGUCAUAUCUGUCAUGUCCAUAGGAGAAGCUGGUAAGGUGGCUCCAGAUGAAGAAUUCAUCCGAGUUCCCCCUGGAUGGAUUGAUGAAGGAAUAAUCUUCAAAUUGCAAAUUGACUACAUUGCUGCAGGAAAACAUGAUCUGCACUGCAGCCUGCAAUACCUGCACACGAUCAGCAACUCUCAGUAUAACCUCAAUGUCACGCUUCAAAUUAAUGGUUGUCCAUCCGGCAAAUAUGGCGGCAGAUGUGAACAAGAUUGCUCUGAAUGUGCCCCGGGAGUGGAAUGCCACAGUUUCAAUGGCGUGUGCAUGUGUCCCCUGGGUCUACAAGGAAGUCACUGCAACCAAAGUGAUCCACAAAUCAAGGUACUGGAGCCUAUGGAGACUGAAGCCUAUGUCACCUAUGGAGAGACAUUAACUCUGAAUUGCACAGCGUAUGGCAUGCCGUCUCCGAGGGCGUGGUCCUGGACCAAAGAUGGACAGAACGCAUCCCUGCCGGCCACCACCCAUGAAGAGACAAAGCCCUAUUCUCCAAGUCCCAUUGCGAUAACCAGUAUUGUCCAUGCACAGGAUACAUCUGCCAAUGGCUGCUACGUGUGUGAAUUUAUUGACAGGGAUGGUAAUUCAUACAGACAGCGUGUGAAUGUCACCGUCAUAGCCAUUCCCGAACCCUUCAUACGCGUCCCUCAGAACCACACCGCCCUCGUUGGCGGCAACGUUACAUUCACCUGCGAGAUCGAGACGGAAGCCGGGACAAUCCGCUGGGUCAAAGGUCACAACCGACCCCUGGACCAGAUGAUCACGGACCAGGCCGACCAGUACGAGAUACUACAGCCCUCGGUGGGCGUGUCCCAGCUUCGUAUCUUAGGGGUGGGGUUUGAAGAUGAGGGUGGGUACAGAUGCCACGCAGGUCAUACAUUCAAGUCACCAGAUCUGAUCUAUGCCGAGGUCGUGCUCGGAGUUCAGUCGGAUCCCUACCCCGAGUGUUCGUUCCAAGACGUCAUCAGCAUCAUCUCAGGCCAGACACUGACCCUCCGAUGCAUCGUAACCCAAGCCAAGCCAGCGCCCAGGCUGACGUGGCGCAUCCAGGAACAUAGCGUGCUGCCCGAAACCUACACCAAGCUGUCGGAGGAUGGGUACUCCUGGAACGUCAACACGUCCGUCCGGUUUGUGCCCGCCCCGAGGGACGACGGCAAGAGGGUGACGUUCUCCCUGGCAAGUCCGGCAUGGAAUGGGUCCAGAGAAGUCAUGGCAACGCUCAACGUUUCAUACGUGCCUAUAGUGACCGUCAGUCCCGACCCAGUCACUAUCAACAAAGGCGAAGAUGGUACCAUCACCUGCUCGGCCCAAGCCAACCCAGACCACAUGGGCUAUACCUGGACCCUCCGAUGCCCAAACAAACGCGCGACUAAUGUCUCCACGGGCCCAACGUACACGUUCAAGAACAUCAACGUGGACUACGACAAGGCCAAUUUGACGUGUUCGGUGGGGAAUGCCAUCGGCAGGACUGAAAAGACUGUGCAGAUCAAAGUGACAGACAACAGUAUCUCAACUGGAGCCAAGCUAGGUUUCUCUAUAUCAGGAGGCCUGUGCAUUAUCAUAUUGCUGCUAGCGAGUAUCUUUGCUCAUCGCUACCGCAAAGAAAUCAAACUGUGGCGGGCACGAAGAGCUGGCAAAAACAAAGAAGACAAAGAGUUUGAUGUCUUCAUCUCCUACAAGAGCAGCAGUCCUGAUGAGGAGUUUGUGAUGCGGGACCUGAUACCCCGUCUGGAGCAGGAUGGAUACCGCGUCUGCGUCCACUACAGAUACUUCCUGCCUGGAAAAAGUAUCAUUGACAACAUCUCGGAUGCGGUCCAUCGCAGUCGCAAGACGCUCCUCCUCCUGUCUCCGGGCUUCAUCGAGAGCGAGUGGUGCUGCUACGAGUUCCAGGCUGCCCUCUCCCAGAUGCUGCAUCUUCAGACGGACCUCAUCCCGGUCAUCUUCAAGGACCUGGGCCCCCAGGAGAACCUGUCCCCAGACCUGCAGACCAUCCUGCGUACGCUGUCCUACGUCACCUGGCCGGGGGCCAUCCAGGGAGGCCGGUACCAGACCCAGGAGGACCUGGACUGCUUCUGGUCGCUGCUGUGGCAGUCGCUGCCGGCGAACCCACUGGGACGGGAGGAGCCUGUGGAGCAUCAUCCGGCCCAGCUUGAGAGGGAGAUUAAUCUUGAAAGUCGUAACAGAGUGGAGGAAGAUGCCGGUGACCUGAGCUUGAGUGGAGAUCAGGUUGUGUUGCUGCAUGAUUGAGAUUAAUCAUUAUACAUGUAUAGAGCAUCUGCAAGGAUAUUUGUGACCUACUGUGGCAAAAUGAGGAGUGUCCCCCAAAACCUUGCUUUGAGUAUACACGCCUGAAGUUGGACAUACUAGCAAAAUUGUGUCAAAAUCGAUAUUGAUUGUUUUGCAUUUUUGAGUAGCCAAGGUGUCCAAGAUUCACACUGUGCAGUUUUGAUUGGAAAAAAUACCUAAAGGGAAAGCAACUGGUCCCGAUGGCAUAAGUGUUAAGCUUCUUAACAUGGGUAACAUUGCUGAUCUUUAUAACAACUUCAUCAUGCUUUACAAACCAUCGUUUCCUAUUCCCAGAGUCGUAGAAUUCAUGAUGUACUUUUAACAAAAAAAAUGUGACUGUAUUAAAUAUUAUUGCAUAGUCUUGACAUUCGUGAGUUUUUCCCUUCAUUUUUAUUUCCUUUUUAUAAUUGUAUAACGUCUAAGUGAUAUCCAUCAAUAAUAAUGUAAUAACAUUUUUUUUUAAUUUCCUAUUCUCGCAUGACAGACUGCACCGGAUCACUCCUGUUAAACCAGGAACCAGGGUAUCUCUUUCUAUUCUUUUUCAGAAGGAUAUCAAUCCCCAUGUUAUGCAAACACUUACAAGAUCUGAACUUUGUUUGAAGAACAAUAAUCGUAUGGGAUUAAAAAGUACACCAUCUCACUACUCCUUUCAAGAUGCAUACCGCAAUCACAUUUUUCCUCUUCUCAUGAAUUUACAAUUGGAAUGUUUUGUUAAACGGCAAAACAAGUAUUUAUCAUAUUUUUAGGAGUCUCAAUCCUCUUCAAAAAGUUCUUAUGUCGUACGGGCAAAUGAAAAUCAUAUUAUUUGUCUUACUGCCAAAAUUUCAUUUUUAUUAAUCAAAGUAUUCGACCAAAGGAUAAAUACGGUAGCAUUCCCAAAUUACCCUCAAGAUAGAUUACAUGCAUAUCUCUUUGAUCUACAUGUCAAAGUGUAGUGCAAUUUCCAUAUUAUGCAGUCAAUAUUACUCAUAAUAUUGUGCAGUACCUUUUCCAAUUUUCCAUUUUUGUAAUAAAUAUGCAUGUAACAUUUGCUGUUUCACAUUUGAA
This is a messenger RNA of Patiria miniata (bat star), 3508 nucleotides long. Its product is annotated as neogenin-like. The transcript has 10 exons. Gene Ontology annotation, molecular function: transmembrane signaling receptor activity. The record is from RefSeq and is a predicted model, not a curated record. Lineage: Eukaryota; Metazoa; Echinodermata; Asteroidea; Valvatida; Asterinidae. Bases 152 to 2422 code for a protein of 756 amino acids. Gene Ontology annotation, biological process: toll-like receptor signaling pathway; immune response. Gene Ontology annotation, cellular component: membrane.